Messenger RNA from Eruca vesicaria subsp. sativa (arugula), 612 nucleotides. The record is from the annotation of a GenBank genome assembly. Lineage: Eukaryota; Viridiplantae; Streptophyta; Magnoliopsida; Brassicales; Brassicaceae.
AUGGGGAGGCAGCCAUGCUGUGACAAGCUCGGGGUGAAGAAAGGGCCGUGGACGGCCGAGGAAGACAAGAAGCUCAUAAACUUUAUACAAACCAACGGCCAUUGUUGCUGGCGUGCGUUGCCGAAGUUGGCCGGUCUCCGCCGCUGUCGAAAAAGUUGCCGUCUCAGGUGGACAAACUACCUCCGGCCUGACUUGAAGAGAGGCCUUCUCUCUCAUGACGAGGAACAACUUGUCAUCGAUCUGCAUGCUCAUAUCGGCAACAAGUGGUCUAAGAUAGCUUCAAGAUUACCCGGAAGAACAGAUAAUGGAAUAAAAAACCAUUGGAAUACUCACAUCAAGAAAAAACUUGUUAAGAUGGGAAUCGACCCCGUGACUAGUCAACCUCUAAAACAAGAACCUAAUAAUACCGAUAAUCCAAAUAGCACUUCUUCAGUUUCCAAUGAUAUCUCAAAGGAACCAAAGAGCAGCAGCACCAAAAACGUCGAGACAAAUGGCACGACUACUGAAGACGAAAGCAGCAGCGCAGUUACUAGACAAAACAGUUCCAAGGAUAGUGAAAAUAAUCUGCUCAAUGAUGAAGAAUUGUUUAGUUAUUUUCAUGACAAUAACUAG